This is a messenger RNA of Quercus robur (English oak), 1152 nucleotides long. Its product is annotated as probable inactive purple acid phosphatase 2. The transcript is spliced from 3 exons. Gene Ontology annotation, molecular function: hydrolase activity. The record is from RefSeq and is a predicted model, not a curated record. Bases 1 to 1152 code for a protein of 383 amino acids. Lineage: Eukaryota; Viridiplantae; Streptophyta; Magnoliopsida; Fagales; Fagaceae.
AUGGCUGUGCUUGUGCUUAAUGUCAUAUAUUUUGUACAUAGUUGGCCCCGAGCCCAAAGAAAUAAGACAUCUAGAGUUGGAAGUGAUGCUGGAGGUUGGACUUCAACUCGCAGCUUUGUGUCAAGGAAUGAGGACUCUGAUGAAACAAUAGCUUUUCUGUUCGGUGACAUGGGAACUGCAACACCAUACUCUUACCUUUCUCCGUACAGAAGAAGAAAGCAUAGCGACCAUCAACCUUGGAGACCUGAGUGGUCUGCGGGAAUUUAUGGAAAUGAUGGGGGUGGUGAAUGCGGUGUACCCUUCAGCUUUAGGUUCAGAAUGCCUGGAAACUCUUUAGAGCCAACUGGAACCCGAGCCCUGGACACUAGGAACCUUUACUACUCAUUUGAUAUGGGGGCAGUACAUUUUGUAUACUUGUCAACUGAGACCAAUUUCCUUCCAGGGAGCAGCCAAUAUAGUUUCUUAAAGCAUGAUUUGGAGUCAGUUAAUAGAAAUAAAACCCCUUUUGUGGUAGUCCAAGGGCACCGGCCGAUGUAUACAACAAGCAAUGAAACUAGAGAAGCCCCAUUGAGGGAGAAGAUGCUUGAGCACUUGGAACCUUUGUUUGUGAAAAACAAGGUCACCCUUGCUUUGUGGGGUCAUGUCCAUAGAUAUGAGAGGUUUUGUCCAAUGAAUAACUUUACUUGUGGAAGCAUGGGUCUGGAUGGGGAGGAUUGGGAGGCAUUUCCAGUCCAUAUUGUUAUUGGGAUGGGAGGACAGGACGCGCAAUCCACCUGGGAGCCUAGACCUGACCACCCAAAUGAUCCAAUCUUCCCACAACCAAAGCGCUCUUUGUACCGCGGGGGUGUGUUUGGGUACACUAGAUUGGUUGCUACAAAGGAGAAGCUUCAGCUUUCUUAUGUAGGAAACCAUGAUGGAGAAGUGCAUGAUAUGGUGGAGAUUCUAGCAUCUGGACAAGUUCUCAGUGGCAGUGGGGCUAGUGCCGGUGCCGGGAGCAAGGCGGCUCGGUCCAAAUCUUCAUUGUUGGUUGAGGGAGUGAUCAUGUUAGUGCUUGUGGCUUUUGUAGGCUAUGUUCUUGGUUUCCUUUCACGUUCCCAGAAAGACGCUACUUCAAAAAAUAGAUGGAUUCCCGUGAAGACAGAAGAUCUUUGA